AUGUCAUUGAACAAAACUGAAGAUUUAACUCAAAUAUUAAAAGAAUUAAAAGUUGGUUCAAUAUUAAUAAAACAAAAAAGUCAUGGGGAAAAAUAUGUACGUCGUUUUUAUCUUGAUGAACAUGAAGAUUUUAUCUCAUAUUAUCAAUCGGAAAAAAUUUUUGCUCAACCACGUCGAUAUUAUAUUCGAGAAAUCGACGAAGUUCGAGCUGGUUUUCAUACACUAGCAUUUGGUCAACUCCUUAAGCAACAUAAUGUUCAUUCAGAUGAUGAAGAACUUGCAUUUUCCAUCUUUUACAAUAAUUAUCGAGAUGAACUUCAUUUAAUGGCAAAUGAUGAACAAACAAGAUGUAAGUGGAUACUAGGAUUGCAAUAUUUAAUCGAUCUUUAUGCACAAAAACGACAGGGACAUAUUAUUCAUGAUACCAAUUGGAUUUUAAGUCAUCUACGGUUUGGUGAUAAAGAUAAAUCGAAUACCAUCACUAAACUUGAAUGUCAACAAUUACUAGCCGAUUCAUUAAAUGUCGAACUACCAGAAGAUGUUUUUGAAAAGCUUUUCCAAGAAACAGAUAAAAAUGGUGAAAAUAUUUUGACUCCAGAUGAAUUUAUAAAUUUUUUUCAAGUUCUUGCUCGUCGAAUUGAUCUGUAUGAAAUUAUGCAAAAAUAUGUGGAAAAUGGUGAUGAACAAACGAUUGAAACGAUUUGUAUGAAUAUUAAUGAACUUUUAUAUUUUCUUCGAACUGUUCAAAAUCAAAGUAUUUUGACUUACUCAUCAAAACAGUUUAAAGAUGAUUUCACAAUUCAACCAAUUACAAAACGUGAACAAGUACAAGAAUUAAUUAAUGAAUUUGAACCAAAUAUUGAAUUACAAGAAAAAGGUCUUCUAAGUCUCGAUGGGUUUCAAAAUUUAUUAUUAUUCGAGGAUUUUUCUUUGAUAAAACCAUGGUGUUCUCGUCGAGUUUAUCAAGAUAUGACGAGUUAUUUAUUCGAUAGUCAACUGUGUGGUGAUAGUAAUCCUGAAGCAUUUAAUCGAGUAUUACGUUCUGGUUGUCGUGUUGUUGAAAUGGAUUGUUAUGAUGGUGAUGAUGGUCAACCGAUAGUCACACAUGGUUUUACUUUUGUUAAGCCAUGCCUUUUUGAAUCGAUUAUUCAAUUCAUCAAACCAACUUUAUUCAAAGCAUCACCUUAUCCAGUUAUUCUUUCACUUGAAAAUCAUUGUUCAAUUUCACAACAAAAAGAAAUAGCUCGUAUUUUAAAGCAGAUUCUUGGAAAUCAAUUAAUCACUGCACCUAUAACAACAAAAAACUCAUCAGUAUUGCCAUCACCAGAAGAUCUCAAAUACAAAGUUCUAAUUCGAACAGUUGAACAUGAUUCAUCUGAUUUGUGUGUCUUUUUCGAGACUAAAUCCUUUAGAGAAUCUGAUGCUACUAAGAAUCUUUAUUUUGGUUCUCAUUCACCAUCACUAUCUGAAAGAGAAUUAAAACAGGUCUGUCGAUCUGAUCCAAUUGGUUUAAUGAAACAAACACAAAAAUGUUUACUUAGAAUGUAUCCUGAUGGUUUAAGACAAGAUUCAAGUAAUCCAAAUCCAGUUGAUGCAUGGAAUUUUGGUAUACAAAUGGUUGCACUUAAUUAUCAAAAUGAUGAUCAUAUGAUGGAAUUAUGUUAUGGAAAAUUUAUUGAUAAUGGUGGUUGUGGUUAUGUUCUUAAACCAAAUUAUUUAAUUAAUUUAGAAAAAUCCAAAUAUAAUCCAUUUGAUUAUUUAAAACAACCAUUAAUAUUAUCAAAAGAUAUAAAUGAAUAUCCUCAACGUUUAAUAUUAACAAUAAUAAGUGGUCAAUUUUUAUGUCGAUCAAGUGAAAAAACAGAUGAUAUUCCAGAUCCAUAUGUUAUUAUAUCAACACAUGGAAUUUUAUGUGAUCAACAAAUAAAAAAAACAAAAUUUAUUGAAAAUAAUGGAUUUAAUCCAAUAUGGAAUGAAACAUUUCAAUUUGAUAUUUAUUUUCCUCAAAUGUGUCUUGUUCGUUUUGAUGUUUAUGAUUAUGAUAUAUUUACUCGUGAUGAUCGACUUGCUUAUUUUUGUUUACCAAUGAUAACUAUGCAAACAGGUUAUCGUCAUAUUCAUUUAAAAGCUAUAGAUAAUGAUUCGACCUAUUCAACUUUAUUUGUACAUGUUGCUAUAGAAAAUAAAUGA
Molecule: messenger RNA, 2190 nt
Organism: Rotaria sp. Silwood2
Lineage: Eukaryota; Metazoa; Rotifera; Eurotatoria; Philodinida; Philodinidae
Source: the annotation of a GenBank genome assembly